Messenger RNA from Centruroides sculpturatus (bark scorpion), 611 nucleotides. RefSeq lists its product as uncharacterized. Lineage: Eukaryota; Metazoa; Arthropoda; Arachnida; Scorpiones; Buthidae. Bases 54 to 479 code for a protein of 141 amino acids. The transcript has 3 exons. The record is from RefSeq and is a predicted model, not a curated record.
CAUUCGAUAGAAGGAUAUCCUUCAGUCUUAAUAACUGUUUUAUUUAUUUUAACAUGGUUCUUUCGAGUGAAGAUCUUUCUAUUUUGUUACAAGUCACAUUUUUCUUCAUAUUUAAUUCGUAUUCCAUAAAGAAUAACGUUUGGAUGAUGAUUCUACUUGGAUCAUUUAACCUUUCGACGAUGAUCAUGAUUAAAUUCGUGGUCUUAUCGGCGGCAGAAGAAGCUGCAAUUGUACAUUUACUGGUUACUAACAUCUUCGUCGUUGUUUCUCUGAUGAUUUGUAAACUAAUGAAAGUGGCAAAAACCGUUAUUAUUAGUAACGAGCGAUGGUACGAUCCGGAAAACGUCACGUUGGUCUUUGUUCAAACGGCAUUUUUUCAUACUUUCGUAAAUUGGAUAGACAGACGGAUGUGGACAGAUUCAUUAGACUAUAGUUUUCGAUCGGCACUUUAUUUCUAUCGAAGGAGAACACUUAAAUGAAUAAUGUAUAAGAACUCUUCAACUGUACUCCAUUAACAAAUCUAUUUCUCUACCUCCAUUAGAUUUUUAAAAAUGAUUUGAGGUCAAGAAAUUUUUUGUAUUAUUAUUAUUUUAUUGUGCAAAUAUAUCGAG